AUGGAAAGAAAACAAAAAGAUUUUGAAGAUUUUUCUAUUAAAUGUAAAGCUUCCUACGAAGAUAUCAGAAAAACUUAUAAAGAUGAGCUAAGCCAGUUUACUAAAAAAGCAUAUAAACGUAAUGACAAAACUGUAUUUCCAACUAAUUUAGAAAGACAGAAUGUUCAUUUAGCUGACAAUGUUUUCCACGAUUCAACAAUUGCAACUGUUAACUGUUAUGAAUCUUAUCAGGGCACUUCAAAAUUUCUUCAAAUUAUUAAAAAAUGGUGGAAUAUAGUUAACUGUAACUUUGGAGAUGAUUGCAAACAUGAAUUUUUAAAUAGAUUUUUAAUAUGGCUUGAACAAUGGCACAAUGAUGGUGAAAAUGUCGGAUUGACAAGAGAUACGCAUAAUGCUUUAAAAAGAAGCACCCAAGUACUUCUAAGUUUAACAAAGAAAUUUAUAAACAAAAUAGAUAUGCCACAUAAUGAUAUGUACGUAUGCGUUAAAAAAAAUCACUGUGUAUUAUUUAACAUACAAGAAAGCAAUAUCAAUAAUAUAUACAAGGUUGGCGAAUCAGACUCUGCGCCAAUUCAAAUCGAAUUUCUUUCUUACUUGAAAAAAGCGGAGCUCUUUAAGAACCCCGAAAAGCUUAGAGCACUAAAGAAUACGCCGUAUGCAAUUUCCAACGAUCUUUGUGAGGAGGAUAGAAGGGAACUUAAAGUAUUAAGAGAGCACCUAAAAAAAGCGUUGAACGAAAACAAACAAGCAAAAAUAAAAGGACUCAAAUUGGAAAUCGAUAGUAAACUUUAUACGGCUAAACAAUUAGAAGACCUUUCAGAUCCGGAUGUGUCCUUAAGCAGUAGCUCAGAUCUUGAGGAAUCGAGCGAAGGAGAAAGUAAAGAAGAAGAGAAGGAAAAAGUGAAAUCAAAGGCAGAACCCAGUAUCGCGCAAACCAAGAAAAGCAAAAAGAGAAAACAACAGAAAACCCCUAGCCCAGAAGGAAUUAAAACAAGAUCUAACAAAAAGAAGAAAACUGCAAGAAGAUUCUGA
This is a messenger RNA of Ceutorhynchus assimilis (cabbage seed weevil), 1032 nucleotides long. NCBI's taxonomy places the organism in Eukaryota, Metazoa, Arthropoda, Insecta, Coleoptera, Curculionidae. The record is from the annotation of a GenBank genome assembly.